Molecule: messenger RNA, 3124 nt
Organism: Scatophagus argus
Lineage: Eukaryota; Metazoa; Chordata; Actinopteri; Scatophagidae
Product: taste receptor type 1 member 1-like
Exons: 6
Coding region: 98-2560 (820 amino acids)
Biological process (GO): G protein-coupled receptor signaling pathway
Cellular component (GO): membrane
Molecular function (GO): G protein-coupled receptor activity
Source: RefSeq, a predicted model, not a curated record
UGAUCACCGAGGCUUUGUCAUCACCAACGUCUCAUAAACUACUAAAGGAAGAGUCAAAUCACAUUAAAGUUCACAUCAGCAAACAAUAACUACAACAAUGAAACAAUGUCUUUCUUUUCUUUGCUUCCUGGGAUGUCUUCUACAAGCCCUGGCUCCAUACACUGUCCCAGCAUCACAGUUUCAGCUGGAAGGAGAUUAUAUAAUCGGUGGACUUUUUGAUAUUCAUCAAGUCAGUGAAACUGUUUUUCAUGACAGGCCAGAAGCCAUCGAGUGCUCCAGUCAAUCCUUCAUGCUGUCAAAUUAUCGGAGGUUUCAGUUGAUGAGAUUCUCUGUAGAGGAAAUCAAUAACUCUACCAAUCUACUGCCAAAUGUGUCUCUUGGCUAUGAAAUUUUUGACCACUGCUCAGAUACACGGGGUUUUCCUGGAAUUUUAAACCUCAUCUCAGUCAAUCAUUUGAUCCAGCCUUGGAGUGAACCAGACAAAAAACUGUCCAAAGUGAAAGCAGUAGUCGGUCCUUUUACAACUACUAGCACCCUGACUGUAGCUCCAUUAUUCAUGGUGGAUCUCAUUCCGAUGGUCAGUUAUGGGGCUUCUAGCUCUGUCUUUUCAAAAAAAACAACAUUCCCCUCUUUCCUACGAACAGUAAACCCGAAUAAAAACAGCGUAGAAGUGAUUGUUAAGAUCUUGCAGCACUUCAACUGGCGCUGGGUCGCUUUCCUUAACAGUGAUAAUGAUUUUGGCACUGACGGACAGGAAUUGUUCAUAAAGAGGAUUAAGGAUACUGACAUCUGCCUGGCAUAUACCAAAGGUCUUGAUGAUGAUACAAAUUACCCUCAAAUGUUCAAACAGAUCGAGGCACAGAGGAUAAGUAUCAUUAUUGUUUUUGCUGCUGAAAAGAUUGUUGAAGCUCUCAUUGACUCAGCAAUGCAACUGCAUAUCACAAACAAAGUGUGGAUAGCAGGAGAAUCAUGGUCCUUAAACAAGAGGCUUCCCAAGGAGAAAGGAAUAAAAAAUAUUGGAACCGUACUUGGGGUGUCUCAACCCGGAGUGACAAUACCUGGUUACAGUGAUUUCAUUUAUUCUACCGAAAGCCAGAGUCAUGAUGAAAAUGCAGAACAACAGAAGUUUUGUGACCAGAUUUGCAACUGCAGUAACCUGAGUGCAGAAGAUGUCAUUGCUGCAGACCCAACUUACGCAUUUCCAGUUUAUUCUGCUGUGUAUGCUAUCGCACAUGCCUUACACAAUGCCUUAAAAUGUGGAACUGGCAGCUGUAACAGCAACAUUACAGUGUACCCACAUGUGGUUCUAGCAGAGCUGAAGAAGUCCAACUUUACACUUUUAAACCAGAGUAUUCAGUUUGAUGAAAAUGGUGACCCCAAGUUUGGAUCCUAUUCUAUAGUUUUCUGGAACCACAGUGGUGAUGCAGAGGACAUUGGCUUUUAUCAUUUUCAUCCAUCAAUCAGUUUCUUCAUCAACAACAGCAAAAUUAAGUGGCAUAUGAAAGGAGAUGUGCCUACUUCAGUGUGUUCCCCAGAGUGUCCUGUAGGACAUGCAAAAAAGCAAAAUGGAAUCCACAAAUGCUGCUUCAAUUGCGAAAUCUGUCCAAAUGGAACGUAUGUCAACAGCACAGAAGAUCCCUACAAGUGCAUCAACUGUAAGGAAACAGAGUGGUCUGCAGUAGGAAGUACAUCAUGUAAACUACGGGUGGUGGAGUACAUCCCAUUCACAGACAGCGGAGCUAUACUGAUCAUGGUUGGGGCCUGGGCUUUGGUGGGACUCACACUAAUCACGUCUGUUCUCUUUGCCAUCAACUACAACACACCUGUUGUCAGAUCUGCUGGGGGACCAAUGUGCUUCCUAAUUUUAGGCUGCCUCAGUCUGAGUAGUCUGAGUGUGUUCUUUUACUUUGACAAGCCAACAGUUUCCUUUUGUAUCUUAAGGUUCUUGCCAUUUGUUUUGUUCUACACCGUGUGUGUCACAUGUUUUGUUGUUCGCUCUUUUCAAAUUGUUUGCAUUUUCAAAAUAGCUGCCAAGUUCCCCGGGCUCCACAGUUGGUGGUUGAAAUAUCACGGCCAGUGGCUGGUCAUCACUGUUGCAUUUGUUACUCAGGCACUUUUACUUGUUAUUGGUUAUUCUUAUGACCCUCCCAAGCCCUACAACGGAACAGUUUGGUACCCAGACAAAAUCAUACUUGGUUGUGACAUUAAUCUUAAAGCAACCUCUACUUCUGUGGUUUUUCUUGUGUCUUUGUGUACCCUUUGCUUCAUUUUCUCCUACAUGGGAAAAGACCUCCCAAAAAAUUACAAUGAGGCCAAAACAAUCACCUUCUGUCUGCUCCUGCUGAUCCUCACCUGGAUCAUGUUUGCCACUGUAUAUGCACUUUACCAUGGAAAGCACAUCCAAACUCUUAACGCCCUGGCAAUACUCUGCAGUCUCUACUCCUUUCUGUUGUGGUAUUUCCUCCCAAAAUGUUACAUCAUCAUUUUUCAACCCCACAAAAACACAAAGCAGUACUUCCAAGGUCUCAUUCAGAAUUAUACCAAAACAAUUGGCCAGUAGCUGCCACCAGUAGAUAUUUGUCUCUACAGAGAGAAUGGUGCGGUGCCUUGGAACUCUUGAAAAUUUUCAGUACACUGCUAAUUGUUUUUGUUUUGUUUUUUAAAUAAAUAGUCCUGAACAUUUAUCUUGUUGACUUACAAAGAAUGUGUUGACAAUGACAAAAUCUUUAACUUAGCCACAAACAACUGAAAAAAAGAAUUGUAAAAAAAAUAAAUAAAUAAAAUUACUGUUUCAGAGAUAGUUGGUAGGUCCUUAUGAUUAAUCCAGUAGCCUUUUCAAUAGCCUGUAUAUUGCUGAAAUCUGUACUCAGUAAGUGACAUUAAUCAAGAAGAGACAUUAAUCAAGAUGAAAUAAGUCAUAUUUGAUGAUACUGCCUAACUGUUUGGGUAUCAUUACAAAGUAGACAGGCUGUAUUAUAGAUAUAGUUAUGUUGCUAUAGGAGGAAUAUGAACUCUAAUGGUUUCCCUCCACAUUGUUUAGACAGUUUUAACAAACUAAAUGAAGAUGAAACAACCAUUUUAUGUCUCCUCAUGCUAUACCUUUCACUGACGUCAAUGCUAAAAU